AUGGCUGACAAGAUAGUAGGGUGUUUUGUCGUGUGCUUCGCCGCCUCCUUCAGUGUGGCAGCUGCAAGUUAUAGGAGCGAUGGGGGAUUCCUGCCUAGCACAGCCUACCAGCCCACUGAGGAUCAGCUAGCAGAGCCGUCUGCUAGAGUUGACAAAGGAAGCAGGGAGGACAGAGACAGCCAGCCGGACAGGACACAAAGAUUCGGGAUUUCGUCCUUUGGAAGUACGGGGUCACCAUACGGUGGCACGGCGCCGGGGCUCUACGGGCCCGUGAAAAUCGACUUGGGCGGAGUUCUGCUCGGCUCAAUAUUGGGUUUUGGGGCGGUAAUCAUCCUACCGAAGAUUAUACAUGCAUUCUCCUAUAGCUACGGCGGUGGUUAUGGUAGAAGUACGGAGACGGACUUCUCGAUGUCGGACAUGUUCAGCAAGCUGGACAACACAUUGAGCAGAUAUAACAUCGACUCGGCCGCCUGCAUGCAGCGGCUCGCCUGCUCCUACGUACAGCUGGCCAAUGACAACUUGGCAACUGGCAACGCGACGGAGCUCGACGCGUUACUGGCAUCACUUUCCAACAACUCUCUGGUGCGCCGAAUGAUGGACGGCACGUCGAUGCUCGAAGCAAUGUCUGCCGGGAGGUCGUCGGACACAGACUGUCAGGUUCUGUACCCAAAGUGUAAGUUGGACAAGAAGACGGUUGUUAAAAUUAUGUCACAACUGGUACCAUCA
This is a messenger RNA of Iphiclides podalirius (scarce swallowtail), 726 nucleotides long. Lineage: Eukaryota; Metazoa; Arthropoda; Insecta; Lepidoptera; Papilionidae. The record is from the annotation of a GenBank genome assembly.